Molecule: messenger RNA, 4455 nt
Organism: Coregonus clupeaformis (lake whitefish)
Lineage: Eukaryota; Metazoa; Chordata; Actinopteri; Salmoniformes; Salmonidae
Product: rho GTPase-activating protein 20-like
Exons: 13
Coding region: 446-3808 (1120 amino acids)
Biological process (GO): regulation of Rho protein signal transduction; signal transduction
Molecular function (GO): GTPase activator activity
Source: RefSeq, a predicted model, not a curated record
GGGACAGACAGAGCUAGCCUGUACAGAGGAGCACAAUGCCUGACUCACCCACCCGCACUGGAGCUACUUUGGAUGGGACAACAUGCAUGGAGCAGCCAGGAGAGAGCCAGGCCAGCCAAAGAGCGGAGCAGUGGUUAGAGUAGCCAGGCUCUCUCCAUCUACAAAUGGAAGACUCUGAGUAAUACGGCUCAGCUUCAGAUAUCCUCUCUCUAUCUGUUCGCUACCAGGACCUGAGGCAGCACACACACCCAGACACUUGUUGAUGUGAAUGUGUGGGUAGGGCACGUCUGAGACGGAGGGAGAGAGGUGAGAAAGAGAAAAAGAAGAGAGGAGGGAUACAGAAGUCAAGUUAGACAGACUGAAUCUCAAACUCGCUGAAUCUCAACUUACCUGUGACUGAACCGGUGUCUACACACACAGAAACUCAGACAUACACCCAGCGGCGAUGCCACUGGGACAGAAAAAGUUUGACAUGGAGCUCUUAAUGGGAGACGGCAAUCCUGAAGACCCCAAGAGGGACAGGUCUGGGAGCUGUGUAGAGUUCAACCAGGUUAAAAAGAUGAAGGCCCUGGCCCAUCGACGACAGUCCGCCCCCUCCCUGGUCAUCAGCAAAGCACUUACCAAAUCACGAAGCGUGUCCAGGGAGAACUGCCUGUCUCCGGUCAGCCCAGAGACAUGUCCCCUUGUGCAGGCGUUCCUCUCCUCAGGCAGGGUGUUCCUGGCCCACGCCUACACCCAGCUGAAGACCGGCCUGCAGACGCAGGAGAGACACCUCUUCCUCUUCACUGACACACUCCUCAUCACCAAGGCCAAGUCAUCCACACACUUCAAACUGAAGGCUCAGGUGCGUGUGUGUGAGAUGUGGACAGCAGGCUGUAUGGAGGAGGUGUGUGAGGGCAGCACCAGUCUAGACAGGAGCUUCGUCAUGGGCUGGCCUACCUUCAACUGUGUCUCCACAUUCAGUUCUGUGGAGCACAAGGAGAAGUGGCUUUUUCUCAUCAAAAGUCGAAUAAACGAAGAGAAAGAGAAGGAUAACCCCAAGACCAUUCCUUUGAAGAUAUUUGCAAACGACAUUGGGAAUUGCGCUUAUGCUAAGACUCUAGCUGUAAGUAAUUCAGACAGCACCACUGAUGUCAUCCAAAUGGCACUACAGCAGUUUGGCAUUUCGGGCUGUGUGAAAGACCACCAGUUGUGGGUGAACUCCAUUAAGGAUGACUCCCCCUACCCUCUCAUUGGGCACGAGUUUCCCUUCAGUAUCAAGAUGAGUCACAUUCGGGCUGGAGGAGGAGGUGGAGGGAAGGAUGCAGUUCCUUCUCCGGAGGGCCAGGGGGCGAUGCUGCUGGACCAGUGUCUCCCUCUAGACACCCAGUGCCAGUUCAUCCUCAAGCCCAGCCGGGUGGGUCCCAAACAGGCUCCGCUCAUAGAGCCAGGCCAGAAGUCCUUUAAGAGGAAGAGGUCGUUGAUAAACUGGGCCUUCUGGAGGGGUUCCAGUAGCCAGCUGGACAGUGUCCCCCUGUCCCCUACCCUGGGACGCCUGUUCGGACGGUCUCUCAGUUCCAUCUGCCCCCCUGACCACACCCUGCCCAAACCUGUCAUGGACAUGCUGGUGUUUCUGUACCAGGAGGGUCCCUACACCAGGGGUAUAUUCCGUCGCUCUGCAGGGGCCAAAGCCUGCAGAGAGCUGAGAGACAGACUGGACAAUGGGACAGAGGACACACACACACUUACACAUGAGUCUGUGUUUGUCACUGCCGCAGUCUUCAAGGACUUCCUGCGGAACAUUCCGGGCAGUCUGCUGUGUGUGAAUCUGUAUGAGCAGUGGGUUGGUUUGAUGGAGCGCGAGGAGGAAGAGGAGAAGAUGCAAGCCAUCCACAGGUUGGUCCAUCUUCUGCCCAGUGAGAACCUGUUGCUACUCAGACAUGUGGUUGCCGUGCUCCACUGUAUCCAAGGCAAUGCAGACGACAACCAGAUGAAUGCCUUCAACCUGUCGGUGUGCAUCGCUCCCAGCAUGCUGUGGACCCCGGCCCCCUGUAGCCCAGAGGGGGAGGGGGAGGCCACCAAGAAGGUCUGUGAGCUGGUCCGGUUCCUAAUUGAGAACUGCAGGAAGGUCCUGGGAGAUGACGUCUCCUCUCUGUUUGGUGGAUUCCCUCAGAAGAGCAACAGCAGCGACCAUGGAUCUGACGUGUCCUCUUUCCAGAUGAAUGACUCAUCCUACGACAGUCUGGAGAACGAGUUAAACGAGGACCCAGAGUCGCCCUUCCAGGAGUCCCUCCCUCUGAGGGACAAGGCCAAGCCUGAAAGCCGCAGCAGAGACUCUGUCAUCACCCUGAGUGACUGUGACCCCGACCCUGAGGCUGAGGCUGACCUCCUACAUAUCCCCCCACUUGCCAGACCCAGGAAGUUCACCCCAGCCGUACGGCAACCACGCCCACGCCAAUCCUUUGUCCAAUCACAGGGCCCUCGGAGGUUACGACGCAGCUCAGAGCCCGCCAUCGGACACAUCCCCGGAGCUCUGAUCGUCCAAUCGGAUAAGCACCAUUUGGCAUCUCGUAAAGCAAGCUAUGACGCGGCGAUGGAGGGAGAGGAGGAGGAGGAGGAGGAGGAGGAUGAAGUGUUUCAGGGGCUCAGGGCUCUGCAGCUGAAAGACAAAGUAGUCGCAGGUGGAGAAAGAGGAGGGGUUGGAACUCUCAGGCAGAGGAAGCUGAAACACGCCCCACCCUCUCCUUUACGAUUGGACGCCAGCUGCUCUAGCCUGUCCUCCCCGGCGACCUCCCCCACAUGCUCCUCCCUCAGCUCCCUAGACUCCGCCUUCUCCCAGUAUUCCACAGACUAUGUCACCAGCGCCGGCUUCCUGUUGGCUGAGUCUUCCCCCCGCUCCCCCCAGUGCUCACCCCCCAAGAGAGACACCAUGGACUGGAGUGAAAGCCACUCUUCCCGGACACCCUCUACCCACCACGGACUGCACCCCAACACCUGGCUCAAGAGGGACCUCCGACUGUCACUACGGCAACCUGACAACGGACACCUGGAGGAGGAAGUGGGGAAGGGGAAAAGGGUUAGCCUCCCAAAAGCCCCUGAGGUUAAAGGUGUAGAGGUGACCACCAAGAGGAGGUCCAGCAGCCCUCCAUCCUACCAGCAGGCUAUCCUACAGCUGCAGAGGAGUAGGUCUACCUUCUACAGAGGCACAGAGAAACCCCUUACUGUCAGAGAGCUACAGCUGCUGCACGACCAGGCCUGCAAUGCCACCCACAGACCCCCCACUGGACGUGUCACCCAGCGGCCCACUGGAACAGGAAGUGAGAUCAUCCAGCCUCCCCAGGGUGUGUUCUAUGGACAGAGUGGCUCAACACUGACCCUCCAGAGGCAGAAGUCUCACUCCCUCACCCUGGCCAUGGAGGCUGGCCGCAAGGUCCUCACCCUGCCUCGCAGAGCCUCUGAGCCCUCCAUGGUGACAGACGCAGCCUCCAGCCUCACCCUGGAGAGGCCCUGGGUCAAGUCCCAGACCCAUGGGGUCAAAGGUCAGCAGCUCCCUGAGAGCGGACUUAGAGUCUCUGAUGUUGAGCCGCAGCACAACGGAGCAGGCCCGAUCUCAGAGCCACGCUUCUGCCUGUCUCCCUCCGCCACGCGGGCAGUGAGGGACUACUUUUCCUCACAGGGGCGGGCGGAUUCAGGUGCGUGCCUGCAGAGGAGUCAGGAGGUCGCUCUGGCCCUCGUCCAGGGGAAGAGGGAGUGGCAGAGCAGGAAGUGUAGCGACCCUUGCGUUGACGACUUUGACCAAAUGUUCUUUGCUGAGGAGUCCUACGUUUAAAAGGAUUAAGACUCUCCUACAUUAAAGAGGACUUUAAGAGACUCUGGGCUUGUUUUAUAUGGCUGGUCAAUGUUGUUUGUAGCAUAUCGUUUUUAUGUUUAUAUGGUCUUGUUGGUGUUUAUAUUGUCAUAUGUACAGUUAUUUUCCCUUGGUCAUGGUAGAUGCAGUUGUUUGGUUGUGCUGGAGCUCUUCUUCCAUAUCUCUGUGAAUCAACGACAGGUAUAGGUCUAUAUUUAUGUUCAUAUGCUUUGAUAUAGUGUUGUACGAGCUGUAAGAAAUCAAAUGUGUAUUUUUGUACAUGAUGCCAAUUCCUGCUGCUGUCCUAUAGAGUAUAUUUGCUACAGAAUGCACCAUUUGUAUAUUAUGUACGUACAGGUAACUGCCAAAAUAAUCGAAACAUUUGAGGAAAUGAGAGAUGCAAAGUAUAUUGAAAGCAGAUGCUUUCACACAGGUGUGGUUCCUGGGUUAAUUAAGCAAUUAACAUCCUAUCAUUCUUAGGGUCAUGUAUAAAAAUGCCCAGUUGCCCAUUAAUUUGGUUACCACGGCUAUAGAAGAAGAGAUAUGUGACUUUAAAAAAAGGGUCUCAAAGGAGCAUAGGGUGUGUGUGUCUCAGUCACCAGAUCUCAACCCAACUGAACACUUAUGGG